This is a messenger RNA of Nothobranchius furzeri (turquoise killifish), 6607 nucleotides long. NCBI's taxonomy places the organism in Eukaryota, Metazoa, Chordata, Actinopteri, Cyprinodontiformes, Nothobranchiidae. The record is from RefSeq and is a predicted model, not a curated record.
AAAUCAGAAAAUGUUGUUUUAAUUCUUCUAAUUGUUUUUCAAGAUGAACCUGGAUUUUUUGUUAGAAUCUAGGAAUAAAUCUUUAUUAAACGCUGCAAAGAUUCUCUUACUGAAGGCAAAUGAAUCCCAUCUUAAGCAAUACAGAACAUCAGGAAGAGGAGAUUACAAGAGAUGUGGAUUUAAGUGACAAAAGGUCAUCAGAAGUCAUCGAGACUUUAGUGUCAGAGCGGAUUUCAAAGCAUUAUCCCGAUAAAAUCCUUGAACUUUGUGUCAGAACACAACAAUCGGAUACUUUUUUUCUUGCAGUUUUCCUUCUUUUGUAUUCCAAGGUGACACGAAGUCCAAACUAUCUGUUUUUCUUCCAUUAUCACCAUUUAGUGCAAGUUGACCCUCGUUGCAUUCCUUUAGAGGUUGAAGGCACGAAUAAAAAACACUCAGGAAUGUGAGUCAGAUGCCGAGGGCUUGAAUAUAUCGGGAUUUAAUCCGACUCUGGAGAGAGGAGCUUAUUGGAGCCUUAAUUGAUCAUGAUUAGGGGUCGGACGAUUUGGCUAGGUGGAAUUAGACCCACCACCUGCUCUGUAUGAAUAUGCAACACAUUGGCCCACCCCUUUCUCUUUUCAUGCCACGUAGCCACCCCAGGCAUGGUGUUGACCAACCUUUUAGGCAGCUUGCAGCUAAAGGAGGACAAAAGCUUUUGAGAAGAUCUCAGACAGGCCACGAGAUCCAUUGUGCCUUUAACAAUGUUGUUUAGUCCUGCUGAUAUGAUGUCCUUGGGCUGAUGUCUCCAUGUCAAGCAGCAGGCUGAUGGGAGGCUAUUCCACAGCUGCUCGUGCAGCACAGCUUGGAUAUGACUUUGAAUAGCUAUUCAGGCCGUGAUGGUUUUCUAGUAAAGAACCCAAUUUGACGUUCGGUUGUGAUGUUUUCCAUUUGCAGGGGCUGAUAGAGUCACAUUUUCUGAGCAAUACAGGCUUUCAGAAGCGCUCGCAGCAGCUUUAAAAGCGCUCCGGUGCCGUUUUGUGUUCUCGUGUGGCUUUCUGAGCAGGGUCCAGUUUGACUGAGCGACCACAGUUAUGUGGUCCAUAGAGAAAUGGAGGCAUGUGUGGGCUUUGAGACUGACGGCGGUCUCCAGUUAGGCUCCGCUUGGAUAAGGCUCAGUCACAACACUGAAGGAAUGGGAUUUUGAAGAAAAGUUCUGCCGCUUCUUUUAUUUUUAAUUAAUUGAAAGCGAUGCCAUUUUGGCCCCAUAUUUGAGGUUCUCUGCACCCCAGAAAUCCAUCAAAGCUGAUUCGACUCUAGUUCCCUUCUGUGUAACUCCUUUUUCCAUCCCUGCUCUUGAUCACCUCUAAUCACUCUUGUCCUUUCUUCAUACCCUCACUCGUGCACACUUGGACGCACACUUUCUUUCUGUUGCUGGCUGCGUCUUCAGCCUCCUCCUGGGGUCUCUGUGGUAUUUAGGGUCAGACAAGGGCUCCAGUCAUUGCGCCCGCCACAGUGCCUCCCAUGCUGGGCUGCAGCCCUUAUACGCCAGCUAGUCUCACCCAAUCACCUCAAACUGCUCUGAAAAAAAUAAAAAUAAUGCUCCUUUGGCUGCUCUUGAGUCUUGCAUCCUCCUCCCAGCCAAUGGAAAAGCUGGAUGCUGGAAAAACAACACAUCUGACUCGUGGAGACUCUUAAUGAAUGAAAGCUAUAAAACAUCUUGCUGUCUUUCUGAGCGAGCUCUUCUCACUUUUUCCACCCUUACUCACUGGCUUUUCCUCUUGGCGCUGACUUCAACUAGUCAGCCAGGGAGGGUUGUGAUUCGCUGCUCCUCCAAAGCCGGGAGGGGAAGGAGUUUCCACGUGUUCUCCAGUGUGUCUGAGUCAGAUGCAGUGUGUGUGUGUGUGUGGCGAAAACUCACCGGCAGAGAGAAUCCACUUUGAGAUUCAGAGAACAGCAGCUAGGUUCCUCCUUUGCAAGCUCUUCAAAGAGCUUGUAGAUUAAAGCUGGAGUCACAGAGGUGAGCAGGACGACAGAGGAAUGAGGUGGUCUUGAGAAAUGAGGUUUCCAAUAACGGGUCCAGAGUGAAACAAGACCGUUGGACAGGAUGGGGAAUUCAGAGAGCCAAUACAGCAUCGAUGGUCCAAAAGGCACUAGCUUCAUUUUCCCUAAGAAACAGAAGCCAUAUUCACAGAAGCUCAACUCAACCAAAGAUGACGUUUUGUCUCCACACAUGUGGUGGAAAAACGCCUCACUGGGCUCAGGGUAUAAGGCUAGGUGUGUUGGCCCUAGAUGCCUGUCACCUCCUAAGAGCAGGCUGUCUUUCUCUGCCCAACACUGUGACUUUGUCUCCAAGAGAGCAACAGGCGCCGCAAGUGAACAUCGCUGGUAUCGAUCCCCUGGAUGUGGUCUACGAAGACGGCACGAGUCGGAUGACUAUGAGGAGAAUCCAUACGGAGCUGCGCUCAAUGGGCUCGCUCUUAAAGGACACAGUGACGACCACGAGGUUUUAGAAGAGCAGAGCAGUCCAAGGGUGGUCAUCAAGAAGGAUGGUACUCUCAGGGUGGAGUUCACCAACACCUCAGGCAACACGCUUCUCCUGGAUGAGGCCUCUGGUCCCGUUCAACUGCUCAAGUUUUCCCCCAAAUUAGAAUCUGCCUCCAAUCCCAGCCUGCCUGGUUCCAGUGGAAGUAGGCAGGAAGUCCACCGCAGUGGUCCACCACCAGCCUCUACCUCCUCUACAGCCAGAACCAGCAAAGGAAGCUCGCUGAGCUCCGAAGGCUCCUGGUAUGACUCCCCGUGGGGACCCAGUACAGAGCUUGUUGAGCAGGACCAACCUUGCUCUGCUAGUAGGACAUUAGCAAACUCCCCCAUUCACCAGCUUGACACGUUUACAGAGCAGUCCACCUCUGAAUCCAUUACAAACCUUUAUAGGGACUCUGCAAUGGCUGCAACGUUCCCCACAACCAGUGACUUGUUGCAGUUACAACAGCCUAUGAUGGGGCAGAAAGCACACCGGGCCUCCUUUGCUUCCAUAAUGGACGUUCCUUUGGAGGAGGAAUGCCCAGAAUCUCACCAUUACUUGUCAUACACCCUGCCUUGUCGCAGGCCCAAAGCACACACCAUUAGCGACCAGACGUCUCACCAGGAGACGAGUGGGCACGAAUUUGCCUUCCAUAAGAAGGACUCCAUUAAAAGUCGCAUCAGACGCUUCAGUGAUUGGACAGGCAGCCUCAGCCGCAAGAAGAAAAAGUCUCAGGAGAUGAGGUACAAGGACCAGAACGAUGCCUUCGACAGUGGAGUAGAUGGUCUGACCGCAGACACCAGCUCCCCCUCACAGGUCUCCAGCCUCGUUUGGUUCCCUCGAGCCUCUAGGGCUCAGUCUUCAGGAGCCAUUCACCAAAACACCAGCGACGCCCUUCGCCAGAAUAUCUACGAGAACUUCAUGAGGGAACUGGAGAUAGGAACUGGGCAAGGUGGAGACAGAAGAGAUCCGUCCACGGGGACGGAAGAGGAUGGGAGCAGCAGUGAGUCGGCCGACGGCUCCCUGGAGCAGAUGGAGAUUCUGUUUGAGAAGGAGCAGGGAGUGGUCAGGCGGGCUGGCUGGCUCUCCUUCAAACCUCUGGUCACCCUGCACAAAGACAGGAAACUGGAACUGGUCACCCGACGCAAGUGGAAGCACUACUGGGUGACCCUGAAAGGCUGUACGUUGUUGUUUUAUGAAACUUAUGGGAAAGGCUCUGCAGAGCAGGAGCUGUCGCCCCGAUACGCCCUUUUGGCCGAAGAUGGCAUCGUUCAGGCUGUCCCCGAACACCCCAAAAGGGAGAACGUCUUCUGUCUGAGCAACUCGUACGGAGAUGUCUACCUGUUCCAGGCCAGCAACCAGACGGAUCUGGAGAACUGGGUGACGGCCAUCCACUCCGCCAGCGCCUCGCUGCUCGCCAAGCGCCAGGGGAAGGAGGACACGGUGCGCCUGCUGCGGAGCCAGGUCCGAGUGCUGCUGCAGAAAAUCGACAUGGAUGGGAAGAUGAAGAAGAUGGCCGAGCUACAGCUGACUGUUGUCAGCGACCCUAAAAACCGCAGAGCCAUUGAGAACCAGAUCCAACAGUGGGAGCAGAACCUGGAGAAGUUCAACAUGGACCUGUUCAGGAUGCGUUGCUACCUCGCCAGUCUUCAGGGAGGAGAGCUGCCAAACCCAAAGAGCCUGCUGGCCAUCGCAAGCCGCCCCACUAAAAGCACCCUGGGCCGCCUUGGGAUUUUCUCUGUGUCCUCCUUCCAUGCACUGAUCUGCUCCAGAGACGAGACCACAGCAAGGAGGCGCUCGCUCUCCCUGACCUGCAGACAGCGCAAGAGAAGCCUGUUCUCCUCUCUGAAAGCCCUCGACAACCUUAUGAAGAGGGGCCAGGACAAGAGACCCUCUGCAUCGCAGAUCUUUGAGAGCGACGCUGGAGGUCAGACUUACACCCUGCCACCAAAGAGCUCUGAGAGGCUGAACAUACUGACCAGCAUCUACUCCAUGUCGCCCCCUGAUGGGGGUAUUUGGGAGAACCUCAGUGGGGCCACAGACAGGCUGAUGAGUGUUUACAUGCCAGACGGCCUGACGGUCCAAGUUCCCACCAGAAGAGACCAGACAGCUGCAGACCUUCUCUGUGCAGCUUGCAAGGUGAAGCAGCUGGACCCGGCCUUGCACGGCCUCCGACUGCAGUGGCGGGCGGGACGGGACGUGGAGGUCCGAUUCGUGGCUCCCGGCGAGCUCCUCUGCGAUGUGGUCGGUGAUCAGCUGGAGGUGGUUCCGGCUAAUGUGUUCACACUGCACAUGAGGAGACCAAGCAGCACUACCGACUUUGGAUUUGCAGUGACGGGACACAUCGACAACCAGAAGAACAGCAGGAUUUUUGUCAGUGAAGUUCUCCCUGAAGGAUCGGCCUUUAAUGAAGGUCUGCGUCCGGGAGAUGAGAUCCUGGUGCUGAACGGCCGUUGUGUGUCCACUUUGGACCUGACGUUGAUCCAGACUCUGUUUGCUGAACACACCCUGCACCUGAGGCUGAGACGGGACGGUUGUGUCCCGUCAGCUCCGACGUCGGACCGUCUGAUCUCUUCAUCCAAUCACAGCCAGGAGUUUCGUAGCAAACACCACCGAGCCAAGUCCUCGUCAGACGUGUUUGCUGCAGCCGACAGCGGAGAGGCCCGGUGCGUAGGACCAGAGAACGAUCACUCCCACUGUGCACACCGGCUCGUUCAGCACAGCAAGAGCGUGGACGCGGUCUGCACCCUCUACCAGUCCUUCCAUGAAGGCUCCAGCUCAGGAGUCAGGGAUGUGAUGGACGACAUCAGGGAACUGUCCGCGACGAGGGGAGGGGAACUUGGCUCAGGUGGAACCAGAGAUGGAACGCUGCUCAGACCUUGCCCCAAGCAUUUGAGCGCCACUGAGAGGCUGCGCAAGGUCAUCCAGGAGCUGGUGGACACGGAGAAGUCCUACGUGAAGGACCUGGAUAGCUUGUUUGAGAUUUACCUGAAACCACUGCAGAACGAAACCUUCCUUCCACAAGACGAGAUGGAGAGCCUGUUUGGAAGCCUUCCUGAGAUGCUGGAUUUCCAGAGGGUCUUCCUGCAGACCCUGGAGGAGAGGAUCGCCUCCUCACCUGACUUCAGCACCCUCGAGACUCCGUCACAGUUUAAGAAGCUGCUGUUCUCCCUCGGGGGUUCGUUCCUCUACUACGCCGACCACUUCAAGCUCUACAGCGGCUUCUGUGCAAACCACAUCAAAGUCCAGCAGGUCCUGAAGAGAGCUAAAACGGAUCAGGCCUUCAAAGAAUUUCUGGACGCGAGAAACCCCACGAAGCAGCACUCGUCCACUUUGGAGUCGUACCUGAUUAAGCCGGUGCAGAGGGUGCUCAAGUACCCCCUGCUGCUGAGGGAGCUGGUCUCUCUGACUGACGCAGACAGCGAGGAGCACUACCACCUCAGCGAGGCUCUGAAAGCCAUGGAGAAGGUGGCGAGCCACAUCAACGAGAUGCAGAAGAUCUACGAGGAGUACGGCCCGGUGUUUGAUCAGCUUGUCGCUGAGCAGACCGGCCUCGACAAAGAGGUCACAGAGAUUUCCAUGGGAGAGUUUCUCAUGCAUUCCUCAGCGCUCUGGCUCAACCCGCACCCGUCGCUGGGCCGCAUGAGAAAAGAUCCAGAACUUACCGUGUUUGUUUUCAAGAAAGCGGUGAUAUUGGUCUACAGGGAAUACAACAAGCUGAAGAAGAAGACGAAUCCUCGUUCAGCACUUUGUCACGGCGACUCGGACCCGUUCAAGUUCCGACGGCUCAUCCCGCUCUCCUCGCUGCAGGUCAGGCUGGGAAACGCUGCAGGAACAGGCGCAGAAAGCAGCUGCAUCUGGGAGCUGAUCCACUCCAGGUCCGAGGUGGAGGGCAGACCGGAGACGGUGUUCCAGCUGUGCAGCAGGUCAGAGAUUACACUCCCACCUGAUUUGCUUUUGCUUUACGGCGGUAAAUAUGGCGCCUGUAUCCCACAGGUCAAAGUUUACACUAUGGGCGCCGGCGGUCAGAGUUGGGGGCCCCAGGCGGCCGUCGACCUACGCCUAAUGGUAAAACCGCCACUGAUGAGACACGGGGGUCCAAGCUAG